AGGUGCCCGCUAUUUUGACCAAUCAGGACGCAAAGAAAAAGACGGCCCGGGGCCUUCUUGUUAUAUCUAGCAACAACAUAAACACAAUCGAUUAAGAUGAAUAAUGUCAUGUAAUUAUUUAUUAUGAACGUUUAAAUACAGGAUUAUUGAAGAAUUUAUGCAAGAAAAAUGUCUGAUUUAUUUUCUUUUCCAAGAAGGUCAUUCAAAGAAGCACUAAAGGAAGAAUCUGAAGAAGAAGAAAAAGCAGAUUCUGUUAAACUUGAAGACGAGGAAGAAGAAGAUGAAAAUGAUGAUGAUGGUGAAAAUUUUGAUGAAGUAUACAGGGGAGAGAUACUAAAACCAUGGAUUCCUAUCAAUAUUGGAAAUGCUAAACCACCAUUACCAUUAACAGUUACUAAGGUUAAUCAGACUAAUGCAUUACAGACUGUUGCAAAUACUGAUGCUGUUGUAAGUGCAGAAGGACAAACAUCAGAAGAAUGGCUUAGAACUCACAGCAUAGAAUAUCAGAAACUAACAUUGCAAGAUCUUGUAGAUAAAGGAAAAAUAGGAAGGUUACAUCCUGAUAAACAAACAGGAAGAGUCAAUCAACAUAUACAGUUUGAUGCUAUGGAUGUUAAUGAAUUUGAAUACAGACUAAACACAGGAAUAGAACAAUAUACCAAGAGAAUAAAAUGGUUAUUACAGGGAAGUAAAAGGGUAUUUGGAAAUGUUGGUGGUCAAAAAAUUGGUGUUUGCAUUGAUGCCUCUGAAGUUAGCCUAGGUUAUGGUCGACUAUCAGCUUUAAAAGAAUCUCUUAUUCAUUUGAUUGAUGAACAAUUAUCGAAAAGAUCAGCCAUAUAUCUCAUGUCAUUUGGAUCAGAAAUAGACCCACUUUGGCCCGUAGUACGAGAUGUCAAUCCCAGAGUAAUUGAAGAUGCAAAGGAAUGGGCUAUGAGACUGAUGCCAUCAGGUGGAUGUAAUGCACUUAAAGCUCUAAAAAAAGUGAUGAAAAUGAAAGAUUUAGAUACCAUAGUUCUAAUUCUAGGAUCUGUUCCUGACCAAAUGUCAGAAAUUCUCUGUGAAUAUUCUCAUCAGUUAGGAGUAGGAAGAAAUUUACCUAUACAUACAGUAGCUUAUGAUUGUUCUGAUCAUAUGACAAAUAUAACACUACGCAAUCUAGCUGAUACAUCUAGAGGAAGAUAUCAUUGUUAUACAGCUAACUGUGAGGUAUGUUUUAGAUGA
Messenger RNA from Patella vulgata (common limpet), 1221 nucleotides. RefSeq names its product von Willebrand factor A domain-containing protein 3A. The transcript has 11 exons. The record is from RefSeq and is a predicted model, not a curated record. NCBI's taxonomy places the organism in Eukaryota, Metazoa, Mollusca, Gastropoda, Patellidae. The coding region runs from base 169 to 1221 and encodes 350 amino acids.